CAAUGAUGGAAGAGAUGGAAUAUCUAAGAUUGCCUCCAAUAUUGGCAAAAUAAGUUUAACAUCCUGGUAAUUAAAUAUUCAAUUGUAGAGGAAUAUAUAAGAAAAAAUGAUCCUAAAGAACCUACGAGAAGGAUUUUUAAAAAUGUUCCAAUAACAUAAGAUGAACGUAAACAAUUGCAAUAGCUUAAAGAUAAUCUUUCAGCAAACAGAAUAGAAAUUAAUCCUGAGUAUUACAUUAUUAUAAAGUAGUUCAUAAACAGAUGAAGUACUUUUACGUUAUCUAUAUGCUAAUUAUUUCAAUAUUGAAAAUACUAAAGAAAUGAUUAAAAGUCAUUUAAAUUGGUUACGUGAAUCUAAAAAUUAUGAAUUUGAUUAAGAUGUUCUAGAUGUUUAUGUAAUUUCAAUUAUAUUAUAGAAUAAAGGUGUUGUCUAUAUACUUGGAAGAGAUAAACAAUACAGACCUACAUUGAUAAUAAAUUGUGAAUUAAUCACAACUAUUAAUGUAGAACUUUUAAAAAGGGCAAUUAGCAUUUUAUGUAUAAUUAUGGAAGAUUAUUGUUUUUUUGAUGGCAAGAUAGAAAAUUGGAAUAUUAUUAUUGAUCUUAAAGAGAAAUGCAUUUUAAAUGUUAAAUUAUAAGACUAUUAUUCGUUAUUUUAAUUAAUGUAUUAAAAUUUUCCUUGCACAGUAGAUAAAAUAUUUAUAUUACAUCCUUCAUUAAGCAUUUAAUUAGGAUGGGCUGAAUUUAUGGAACGUGUUAAUAACAAAAAGAAAUUAAUUAUUGUAUCAGAUAUUAAUUAAUUUAAAAAAUAUUAUGAGCCUACAUAAUUAGAAAGAAAAUAUGGAGGAAGAUUAGAAACUAAAAAAUAUUUUCCUCCAUUAAAUACUUUACCAGAAGGAAAAUAAUUAACGGAACCUUUAAAAAUGAUAGAGACUAUGAAUUAAUAAUAGCAACAAUAAAUUUUAAUAUAAACAAAACAAAGUGUUUAAGCUCAAAAUACUUUUUAAGAAACAGUCACUAAAUAAAUUCAGCCUGCUGAAACAAUGAAAAUGACUAAAACUAAAAUUGAUAGAGACUUUUCUGUUUAUCCUUAAUAAGAAAUCAACGAUUUUAAAGUUUAUAGACCUACAGAAUUAACUAAAGAACCAAUCAAAAAUAUCUCUAAAUAUAAUAGGCUAACUCAAGCAGAAAUUUUAAAAAAAGAAUAUGACUAUCAAGUUUAACAAACCAUAUUGCAAUAGAAAUAGGCAGAGGUUAUGAAAAGUUAUAAAUACAAAUAAAGUUAAAUUUUUUUUGAGGAAAAUGAUUAAGAAGAAAUCUUAAGUGAGUAAAUAAGAACUUAAACAGUGAAACCUUAAUCAGUUUAAAAUUAACCAUCAAAUAUAAAAGGGAGAUUAACAGCUGAAUAAGUGGAAGAAGAUAAUGCUGCUUGCUUAAUUUUUUGA
This is a messenger RNA of Paramecium sonneborni, 1444 nucleotides long. The record is from the annotation of a GenBank genome assembly. Lineage: Eukaryota; Ciliophora; Oligohymenophorea; Peniculida; Parameciidae.